GGUGUUCCCUCUUGCUUCUGCCUGUGUGUUAAGUGGCAGAAGAAAUUUUGAAAGCUGCGAGGAGGAGCUAGUGACUAGGUUUUGGGAUGUUUUGUACCCCACCCUCCCCACUUGUAGGAAAACCUCUUUAGAUCCAGAGGUAACUGAAUUGGAAGGAGGAAGACUGCUCCGGGAAUAGGAGGAAAGUAAUUCUCCCACCGCGCCUCCUCCUCCUAUCAUUUAUCACUUGCCUCCUGACUCUCCUCCAAACCAAGCUGCUCUGUGCCAAGGCGGCAGCAGAAUCCCCUGCACGAGUGCCAGCCACUGGGAAUCUGCUUAAGCCGCCCUGUACAUCCCAAGCUGCCCUAUAUCCGGUCGCCAUCCCUGACCAUUGGGACCACUUCUGAUGGCUGUGGCCUCCGCUGCCGCAGGGAGCAUCUUCCGUAAGCAGCUCCUUUUCUCUCUCUUGGUUUUAAUAUUAUUUUGUGAUGCAUGUCAGAAAAUUUCUCUUCAAGUUCCUUCUCAUCUUCAGGCUGAAACGCUUGUAGGCAAAGUGAAUCUGAAGGAGUGUCUCCAGUCGGCCAGCCUAGUCCUGUCAAGUGAUCCUGACUUCAGGAUUCUAGAAGAUGGCUCAAUUUACACAACACAUGACCUCAUUUUGUCUUCUGAAAGGAAGAGUUUUUCCAUCUUUGUUUUGGACAGUCAGAGAAAGGAACAGAAAGAGAUUGAAAUUGUACUGGCAGUAGGAGGAAACAAGGCUCCCAAGAAGAGACAUACCAAAGACACAGUCCUCAAGCGCAGCAAGAGACGGUGGGCUCCUAUUCCAUGUUCACUGAUGGAGAACUCGUUAGGUCCAUUUCCACAACAUGUUCAGCAGGUCCAAUCUGAUGCUGCACAGAACUACACCAUCUUUUACUCCAUCAGUGGACCAGGAGUGGACAAAGAGCCCUUCAAUUUAUUCUUUAUAGAUAAAGACACUGGGGAUAUCUUUUGUACACGAAGCAUAGACCGUGAGCAAUAUGACCAGUUUCCGCUAUAUGCCUAUGCAACAACUGCAGAUGGUUAUGCCCCAGAGUACCCACUCCCCUUAGUAUUCAAAGUUGAAGAUGAUAACGAUAAUGCCCCAUAUUUUGAAAACAAAGUGACUGUCUUUAACGUCCCUGAAAAUUGCCGAUCUGGUACUUCAGUGGGACAAGUGACUGCCAUAGACCUUGAUGAACCUGACACUCUACAUACUCGUCUGAAGUAUAAAAUCUUACAGCAAAUCCCAGACCAUCCAAAGCAUUUCUCCAUACAUCCAGAUACAGGCGUCAUCACCACAACCACACCUUUACUGGAUAGAGAAAAAUGUGAUACAUACACGUUAGUAAUGGAAGUGCGAGACAUGGGGGGGCAACCUUUUGGUUUAUUUAAUACAGGAACAAUUACUAUUUCACUCGAGGAUGAAAAUGACAAUGCACCCUAUUUUGCAGAAACUUCGUAUUUUGCAGAAGUAGAGGAAAACAGAAUUGACGUUGAGAUUUUACGAAUGGCGAUACAUGACCAGGAUUUGCCAAACACUCCUCACUCCCAGGCUGUGUACACGAUCCUACAGGGAAAUGAAAACGGACACUUCAAAAUUAGCACCGACCCAAAGACAAAUGAAGCAGUCUUGUGUGUUGUCAAGCCAUUGAACUAUGAAGUCAAUCGCCAAAUUGUUUUGCAAAUUGGUGUACUUAAUGAAGCACAAUUCUCUAAAGCAGCAAACUCACAAACUCCUCCUACUAUGUGCACUGCAACUGUCACUGUUAAAGUAAAGGACAGUGAUGAGGGCCCUGAAUGCCAACCGCCAGUAAAAGUUAUUCAGAGUAAAGAUGGCCUCCCACCUGGCAAAGAACUCCUUGGAUACAAAGCGUCAGAUCCAGAAACGCGCAAUGGGGAAGGCCUAAGGUAUAAGAAGAUAGGAGAUGAAGAUGGUUGGUUUGACAUUAAUGAAUACACUGGUGACUUGAAAACUUUAAAAGUGCUAGAUAGAGAAUCAAAAUUUGUAAAAAAUGACCAAUACAAUGUUUCCGUGGUUGCAAUGGAUGCAGAUGGCAGAUCUUGCACUGGAACAUUAGUAGUUCUUUUGGAAGAUGAUAAUGACCACCCACCACAACUUGAAAAAGAAGUGACAAUUUGUCGACAUAAUAAAGAGUAUGCUGUUCUAGAACCUGUAGAUCCAGAUGGACCUGAAAAUGGUCCACCUUUUCAAUUCUUUCUGGAUAAUUCUGCCAGCAAACUUUGGACUAUAGAAACAAAGGAUGGUAAAACUGCCAUUCUUCGUGAACGGCAAAAUCUUGAUUAUAACUACUAUACUGUGCCUAUCGAAAUAAAAGAUAGACAUGGUUUGGUUGGAAAACACAUGUUAUCAGUGAGAGUAUGUGACUGUGCAACUCCAUCUGACUGUAGAAUGAAUAUUGUCGAUGAGAGAGAUGUUAAGUUAUCAAAUGUAAUACUUGGAAAAUGGGCUAUUCUUGCCAUGGUGUUGGGCUCUGCAUUGUUGUUAUGUAUUCUGUUUACGUGUUUCUGUGUCACUGCUAAGAAAACAGUAAAGAAAUGUUUUCCAGAAGAUGUAGCCCAGCAAAAUUUAAUUGUAUCAAAUACUGAAGGACCUGGAGAAGAAGUAAUGGAGGCAAAUAUUAGACUCCCCAUUCAGACAUCCAACAUUUGCGAUACAAGCAUGUCUGGUGGCACCCUUGGUGGCCAGGGAGUCAAAACACAGCAAAAUUUUGAGAUGGUCAAAGGUGGAUACACUUUGGAUUCCAGCAAAGGAGGUGGACAUCAGACCUUGGAAUCCGUCAAGGGGGUAGGACAAGGAGUAACGGAUACUGGCCGAUUCGCAUACACCGACUGGCACAGCUUCACCCAACCUCGGCUUGGCGAAAAGGUGUAUCUGUGUGGACAAGAUGAGGAGCAUAAACACUCUGAAGACUACGUGCGCUCGUACAACUAUGAAGGAAAAGGGUCCAUGGCCGGCUCGGUAGGCUGCUGCAGUGAUCGGCAGGAAGAAGAAGGACUUGAGUUUUUAGAUCAUCUGGAACCCAAAUUUAGGACGCUAGCGAAGACGUGUAUAAAGAAUUAAAUGUGCCUUUAAUAGAGUACCAUCUACAAAUGCCUAUGUAGGAGUGUAUUGAAUAUCAGAUGGUAGCAGCAUCUGCUAAUGUGUUUAUUGGAGGUAAACUUUGAGUCAUGUAUAGAUAAGGAUACUAUAAAUAUGAAGCUCCCCUAAAUUCUGCUUGUCUGAUAUGACUUCCAUGUUCUCUAGAAAUACAAGUUUCACUUGUUAAUUUUCUUUUAUAUGCUUGUAUAUAUUGCCCUUUCUGGAAUGUACUAUGUACUUUCUUGCAUCUUCUCUUUGAAAACUUGUUACUUCGUACUCUUGUACUUUCUUGCAUCUUCUAUUUGAAAACUUGUUACUUCGUAUGCUAUGGAAGAGUAGGUGGGAGAGCUGGGUGUUGUGGAGGCUAAUGAAAAAUGAAUUUUUAUUUUAGAUGAAAAUUAAAUAUUUUCUCCAAAAUCUUGGGGAGAACUAUUUAGAAUUAUUGUCUUUGGUGACAGAGAAUUGCUUCCUCUACCCAAGUGGCUAUGUAUGGAAGGAUUUUUAAGUAUUCUUUGGUGCAGUCUUCAAUUUGGUAAAUAAAAGCUCAUUUCUCCCUACAAUUUUAACUUGUGGAGGUGUACCCAGUGCUGUUUUCUUUCAGGAGGCUUCAGAGCUUUGUCCUUGGGUCUCUGCCUAUGUGAAUGUGUUAUCAGGUUCCUACAGCUUCUAGGAUUGUUGGAAAGACAUGGAUUAGAACAAGCUCACAGCAGUUUGAGCCACAGAGAUUUCAUAAGGAUCAUGUGAGAGAAUUUCCAUGAAAGAAUUGCAGCCUUAAUACCAAUGGGUUGACUCAGACCCACAAAUAUGUUUUGUUUUUACAUAAUGAGCUAUUACCUUUUAAAAAUACAAAUACUUGGCAAGAACAUGCACUCUCUAGUUUGACACAGGGCCACCAUCUUCAAGCAUUUGUGGAACUAGCCCAGCAGGUAUGAGGCUUGCAACCCUGACACGCAGUGCUUAGGCCUUUGAACAUGCUAAAAACUGAAUGGCAUCCAUAUUGGAACCUAAAGCUCAGUGUACAUUAAUCUACUUUAAGAAAAUCAGAAAUAAAGAGUUUGGAAUAUAUAUGUUAAAAAAUUAAAAUCUCUUAAAAUUACAUUUACCAAACAUUUGUUGAAUGAUGGAUAAAUGAGUGAACACAUAAGUUCAUAAAUUAUUUUGAAUGCAUAAUAUUUUAAUAAGAUAUUAUAUUUUAUUCCUUUAGAAAAAAGCCAUGUAUUUAAAUAAUAUUUUAAUAGUCUUUUGUGCCAAACUCUAUAGAUUUAUAAACAAUAACAAUAUAUAUCACAUGGAAAUUUCUCAUUCAGACAAAAACUUUUUUUAAUCUAUUAACUAGUUAACUAUUGAGAAAAUGAGCAGUUGAUUUUUAAAACUUUUGUGAUUAGCCUCCUCAUUCUCAGUUACAGUUUCUAAUUAAAGGUGUUACUUGAUACGACAUUGGAUAUUAGAGCAGAGGAAAAAAGUUUUAGUAAGUAAGAUUUUAUUUUAUAAGGUGUCCACAAUGUAUGCUUUUCAUAGCCUUUGUGAGUAAAAUAAUUUUAGGGGGUAAUACAAUUCUGUUGUCUGAUGUACUCGUCACUCUAACAAUGACACCAGUUUUAAAAUUUUAAAAUAUAAUCUUAUAUUUCAGAUAUAAUUUUAUAGACAUUUUUAUAGAAAUUUUAAAAUAUAUAUUAUAUUUUGAAAUUUUAAAAUAUAUCAUUAAAAAUUUAGAAGUAUAUUGUGCUAAGUUAUAUUCUUGAAUAUAAGUGCAGAAUGUUUUCUGAGCAAUUAAAAAUCAUUAGCCAAACAUUAACUUUUGUGUUUGUUUAUGUAUUAAUAUUUCUUCCAUUUGUUUAAGUAUGAAAGAGAGAAUUUAUAUCUGAACAUAAAGUACAAUUAAAGGCCAGUGGAAGAUUUCUUGGUUAGCAAGAGAGGACACUCUGAGUGCUACCAGAAUUAUUAGAAAGUGUGGGAAAUGAAUCUGCAUUAAGCAGUUUUGGCUAAUUAAAUGAUUUCAAAAUAUCAUUAAAAUUUAUCUCAUAGAGGAACUAUGACUGUUUUAUGAUAUACUUAGGAAUUUCAAAGUUAUUCUCUGUUUACACUCAAAAUUAAAUGUUAAUUUUAUGAUUGAUGAAAUUCACAAAACUCCACUGGACUAUUUACAAGUUUAGUUUUGUAACAAAAUUUUGUACUUUAUGGAUUGUUUUAUAUAAGUUAAUUGUCGGUAAAUUCAUUGUCAAUUAGUUAAUCAUGAAUUUUUUUUAUAAUUAAAUCUAUAGUUAGGGAAAAUAUACAAUUACAUUUUCCUUAUCUUGAUUCAGAUCUCAAAAUAUUUCAUGUGAAAAAAUUCCAUGGAAGCACCAAGAUAGACAAAAAUUGGCAUAACUAUUGUAAAUGAGCUUUGUUAAACAGUUUCUUAACUUUACUGAGCUUUUCAUUCCUCCUGAGUUUAUUAAAAAUAUUUUAUAAAACGAUAUCAAUGCAUAUGUUUACUUUUAGAAAAUGGAAUAUGCUAUGCUAUUUGCAAAAUAUUCACAAUAUAUGUUUUAGAGUUGAGGAUUUUUAUUUUCAUAGAAAAGAAAAACUAACUCAGUUUUUGCAGUGUGUUAGUUAUGAGUUCUGUACUAGCUGAAAAUCCUAAAUUAGAUUAGGGUAAUGAAACAAACAAACCAUGUAUAUUGCUGCAUCUCUCUGGUCUCUUUUAUUUGCUUUUCUAAUAAAGCCGAAGGAACAUUGCA
Molecule: messenger RNA, 5820 nt
Organism: Equus quagga
Lineage: Eukaryota; Metazoa; Chordata; Mammalia; Perissodactyla; Equidae
Gene: DSC1
Product: desmocollin 1
Exons: 16
Coding region: 386-3082 (898 amino acids)
Biological process (GO): homophilic cell-cell adhesion
Cellular component (GO): plasma membrane; desmosome
Molecular function (GO): calcium ion binding
Source: RefSeq, a predicted model, not a curated record